Drosophila sulfurigaster albostrigata is the source of this 573-nucleotide messenger RNA. RefSeq lists its product as uncharacterized. Lineage: Eukaryota; Metazoa; Arthropoda; Insecta; Diptera; Drosophilidae. The coding region runs from base 1 to 390 and encodes 129 amino acids. The record is from RefSeq and is a predicted model, not a curated record. The transcript is spliced from 3 exons.
AUGCUGCAUCGGCAUCCAAUAUGUGGCAGUGCAUCGAGUGUCGUCAUGGAGUAUAGAAGUGCCCCCAUUCUGCCUACGUAUGCCGAGUCUUGUGUUCAAAGUGACUACCCCAAGAAGGAUUCACUCUGCCAGACACUCUUCCCAUACAAGACGUUAAGAGAACCCGAUCCCGUUAUCAUCCUCAUAACAUUGGCUGUGGUUAUCGGUUCCUUCUGUCUACUCAGCGGUUUCAUUCUGCUCUGUGUGGUAUCAAAGGCGUGGCAAGACGAAACAUCCGAGGCCAUAUUACUCAUGGGAAUUGGCUUCUUUAUCACAUCGUUAUCCUGUGUGACUUGGAAACUGACGAAUGCCCAACGUCUGGCGCAGCUACAAGAAACAAUUUCCAUUUAACUUUAACGUUUAUCUGUACAAAAUAUAUAUUUAUUGUAUAUCAACAUUUUAAGAAUUGCAUUACUUGAGUCAGUCUCUUUCGCAAAAAUGAAAAGGAAAUACAAUUGCAGAUAAGCAGCUGGGAGAAAACUCUGACGAAUUGUUGUUGCACCAAGCAAAAGAAAGACGCAACCUACCUCAAUU